AUGUCUGUUAAUAUCUAUCUAUCUAUCUAUCUAUCUAUCUAUCUAUCUAUCUAUCUAUCUAAUUUUAACCUACAAAGGGAUUCAGAUGUCAACAGCUGGAACGAUUCGAUUGUCUGCAGCCAAACCCCGGAGGUGAGACCAUUCAAAGCGGAAUACUCGAAAUCAGGGUCCUUUGAUAUCGGACAAGCGAAUGAAGGAUCUGUCUAUAUCAUUUCUGUCCAGGACGGCACAGUAAAUACUGGAUUUGUUGAAGGGAAGUCCGAUGAAGAUUUGUCCUUUGAUUGCGGCUGCUCCAAAACAGAAGAAUCUCUCAGUGGACAGCUGGACAUCAUCAAUCAAUGUACUGAAGCUGGUGAAACAAAGUUGGAAAAUAUUUCGUCCGGAGAAAACGAACAAGACAAGACAGUUAUGCUAACAGUAAGGAAAAUGUAUAUCUAUCUAUCUAUCUAUCUAUCUAUCUAUCUAUCUAUCUAUCUAUCUAUCUAA
This is a messenger RNA of Acanthosepion pharaonis, 486 nucleotides long. The record is from the annotation of a GenBank genome assembly. NCBI's taxonomy places the organism in Eukaryota, Metazoa, Mollusca, Cephalopoda, Sepiida, Sepiidae.